AUGUCUAGUGACAAAUCUAAACCCUACAUACCCCUAGCCGGCGGCGCAGAUGAUGGUUGGUCUAAAGAGCACCAAGCAACAGCUACAUGCUAUUGCGGCGCCGUACAACUUGCUUUUCCAACCGAAGGUCCCGGCCUAGUCGGCACGUUCCUCUGCCACUGUUCAGACUGCCGCAAAAUCACCGCCUCAAUGUUCGCCUCCAAUUUCAUAAUUGCAGAUGCCUAUCUGAAACACCUGCGCGGCCGCGAGAAUCUCAAAACAUACAGUCAGUCUCGAACAAUCGCUUCCGGUAAAAGCAUGACCAACUUCUUCUGUUCAACGUGCGGUUCGCUUAUGUACCGCGUCGGCGAGGCAUUCCCGGGACAUAGUAUUCUUCGUAUUGGGACAGUGGAUGAUUUUAAUUUACAUGAGACUAAGUUGAGGCCGAGGACUGAGCAGUAUACGAAGGAUCGGGUUGGGUGGUUACGCCGUGUGGAGGGUGUUAGGCAGGUAAGCGGGUCGGCUUAUAGUCCGAAAAGAAGAGAGGCUAAGAGUUCGCUUUGA
Molecule: messenger RNA, 543 nt
Organism: Penicillium canescens
Lineage: Eukaryota; Fungi; Ascomycota; Eurotiomycetes; Eurotiales; Aspergillaceae
Product: GFA family protein
Exons: 2
Coding region: 1-543 (180 amino acids)
Molecular function (GO): carbon-sulfur lyase activity
Source: RefSeq, a predicted model, not a curated record